Messenger RNA from Entamoeba histolytica HM-1:IMSS, 594 nucleotides. RefSeq lists its product as uncharacterized. The coding region runs from base 1 to 594 and encodes 197 amino acids. The record is from RefSeq and is a predicted model, not a curated record. The transcript has a single exon. Lineage: Eukaryota; Evosea; Mastigamoebida; Endamoebidae.
AUGCCUGGUCAUGAAUAUCGUGCUUAUAUUAAUGAAGAUAAAAAACAAAUGAAAAUUAAUAAACAAAAAGAAAGAACAAGAUUAAUUAAAAAUGAAGAAGCAUCUCUCUUUGCUUUUUGUGUUGCAUUGUUAUCUCAAUAUUUUAAAAUUGAAAUUGGACUUCCACAUACUCAUUCAACAAAAACAGUUCAAUUUGCAAAUAUCAAAAAAUUAUAUUAUGAAAAUGAUUAUCUCAAUGUAGAAGAUUUUGUCGUUAAUAAAUUACAAGAACUUGCUGAACUAGAUAGAAAGGACAAUAUUCCUGAAUCAACUAUAUCAAGAAGAGUCCAAGAAAGACGUAGAAAAAUAAUGAAAGAAUUUUUAGAAGAUUUAUUAUUUGAAUAUGGCAUUAUCUUUAUCGAUAGUACUAAUAGAGUUACUACCAUUAAUAGAACAAGUAUUUGUACAUAUAAACUUAAACAAUUUAACCAUGAACAUGUUAUGGUAAAUGGAAGAAAAAUUGCUGAAAUGAUAGAAGAAAAAGUUAAUAAAGAAAGAAAUUGCUUUUUUGAAAAGAAUGAUUUUGAUCAUUUUCCUGUACAAAUACGAUACUAA